Copidosoma floridanum is the source of this 2952-nucleotide messenger RNA. RefSeq names its product eukaryotic translation initiation factor 3 subunit C (gene eIF3c). Gene Ontology annotation, molecular function: RNA binding; translation initiation factor binding; translation initiation factor activity. The record is from RefSeq and is a predicted model, not a curated record. Gene Ontology annotation, biological process: translational initiation. NCBI's taxonomy places the organism in Eukaryota, Metazoa, Arthropoda, Insecta, Hymenoptera, Encyrtidae. Gene Ontology annotation, cellular component: eukaryotic translation initiation factor 3 complex.
CGCUCGUGCGUUCGUUCGUUUCCGUCCCGCUUCAAUAGACGCCCAGGCGAGAGUACUAGUGCGAACUUCACUUUACGUGGACAUACUUCAUUUGAAAAAGUAGAGUUUUUCUUUAAAAUUCCUAACCUUAUAUCCACGUAAUUACGUGGAUUUGGUGUGAAUAGACACAGCGAUUAAAAUAAGGACAUUUUAUACUGCAUUUAGUGAGUACUCGGUUCCCACAAAUUAACUAAAAAUGAGUCGCUUUUUUGCCACUGGCUCAGACUCUGAGUCUGACUCCUCCAGCGAGGAGGAACAGAUUGUACGCCAACCAGCAGCUCCUUUCACUUAUAGUGAUGAUGAGGAAGAAACAAAGAGAGUGGUUAGAUCCACCAAAGAAAAAAGGUAUGAGGAGCUCACGAAUUUGAUCAAAUUGAUCAGAAAUUAUAAAAAGAUCAAGGAUAUGAGCUGCAUGCUAAGUUCCUUUGAGGAUUUGGUAAGAGCUUAUCAAAAGGCUUUGCCUGUUAUUUCAAAAGAAGAAAGUGGAAACACUCCUCGAUUCUUUGUGCGAUGUUUGGUUGAGAUGGAAGACUUUAUAAACGAAGUUUGGGAGGAUAGAGAAGGUCGUAAAAAUAUGUCCAAAAAUAAUUCCAAGUCUUUGGCUUCUUUGCGUCAAAAACUGAGAAAGCACAAUAAAGACUAUGAGGAAGAAAUUACCAAGUUCCGUGAAAAUCCAGAUCAAGAAGAUGAUGAAGAAGAAAAGGCCGAAGAACCAGAUUCUGAUAAUGAAAAAGAGCGUGUUCCUGAUAAAAAGCAAGAUGUAGGUGCUCCAGAUGUUUCGAAAUUCAAGAAAGGAGCAGAUGAUGGCGGCAGUGAUAGCGAUUCAGACUGGGGAAGCGAUUCUGAUAGUGACAGCGCUAGCAGCACAGAUGACGAUAAACCUCAGCAAUAUGGUGCAGAUUAUUUUAGAAAAACCCAUAAAGAUGGUGAUGAUGAACAAAAGCAGGUAAAAAAAGAGCACCGUAAAGAUCGCAAGGAGAAGGAUAGGAAGAAGAAGCGCGAAGAAGACGAUGGUGAAGGAGAAUGGGAAACAGUCAGAGGUGGAGUUGCUAUGCCUUCGGAGAAGCCAAAAAUGUUUGCCAAGGAUGCUGAGAUCAAUAUUCCUGCUGUAUUGAAGAAAUUGAAUGAAAUUAUGGCGGCUCGUGGCAAAAAAAGAACCGACAGGAGAGAACAAAUUGAAUUACUACACGAAUUGCAAUUAAUUUCUGAUGCCCACAAUCUUGGCCCUGCAAUGUCCGUUAAAAUUAAAUUUUCUAUCGUUUCUUCACUAUUUGAUUACAACCCUAAAGUGUCCGAUGCAAUGAAGCCUGAAUACUGGUCCAAACUUUUGGAUCGCAUCACGGAAAUGUUGAAUUUGAUACUGGCUACACCAGAUAUGAUUAUUGCUGAUUCCGUUCCUGAAGAUGAAGAAGAAUUUGAGAAGCUUCCCUACAAGAUACACGGCUGUGCACUCACAUUAGUUGAAAGAUUAGACGAGGAAUUCACUAAGCUUUUGAAAGAAUGCGAUCCUCACAGCAAUGAAUAUGUUGAAAGGCUGAAGGAUGAAAAAAUGGUGUCUGCAACUAUAGAUAAAGUGCAAGAAUACUUGGAAAGAAAAGGUACUGUGUCUGAGCUGUGUCGUGUCUACCUACGCAAAAUUGAACAUCUCUACUAUAAAUUUGAUCCUACUGUUUUGAAGCAAAAAGAGGGUGAGCUUGGACCUGAAGUCGUUACCUCAGUGCAAGUUAUGGAAAAACUCUGCAAAUAUAUUUAUGCACAUGAUGAAAUAGAUCGGCUCAGAACAAGAGCGAUCCUGUCACACAUUUAUCAUCAUGCAUUGCACGACAAUUGGUUUCAAGCUCGUGAUCUUAUACUUAUGUCCCAUUUGCAAGAAACAAUUCAGCAUUCAGACCCCUCUACACAGAUUUUGUACAACCGCACCAUCGCUCAUCUUGGAUUGUGUGCAUUCCGCCAUGCAAAUAUUAAAGAUGCCCAUGGUUGUCUUUUAGAUUUGAUGAUGACAGGCAAAGUAAAAGAGCUUUUGGCCCAAGGUUUGCUUCCUCAAAGGCAGCACGAGCGUAGCAAAGAACAAGAAAAAAUUGAGAAGCAGCGUCAAAUGCCCUUCCAUAUGCACAUUAAUCUUGAAUUGCUCGAGUGCGUAUAUCUUGUUUCAGCAAUGCUUAUUGAAAUCCCGUACAUGGCUGCUCAUGAAUUCGAUGCCAGAAGAAGAAUGAUUUCCAAGACAUUCUACCAGCAGCUCAGAUCUAGUGAACGUCAGUCGCUAGUUGGUCCUCCUGAAUCAAUGAGAGAACAUGUUGUUGCAGCAUCGAAAGCUAUGCGCAAUGGAAAUUGGCAAGCUUGCAAUAAUUUUAUCAUUAACGAAAAGAUGAACGCUAAAGUUUGGGAUUUGUUCUAUCAAGCUGAUAAAGUAAGAGCUAUGCUUACAAAGCUAAUCAAGGAAGAAGCUUUGAGAACUUAUCUUUUUACAUAUUCUCAUGUUUAUGACUCAAUAUCCAUGCCAACUUUAGCUGAUAUGUUCCAACUGGAUAAAUCUAUCGUCCAUUCCAUUAUUAGUAAAAUGAUCAUCAACGAAGAACUUAUGGCAUCACUGGACGAUCCAACAGUUACUGUGGUAAUGCACCGCAGUGAACCGAGCCGCUUACAAUCAUUGGCAUUACAACUAACAGAUAAAGUAAACAACUUUGUUGAUUCAAAUGAGCGCAUCUUUGAAAUGAAAUCAGGAAACUUCUUCCCAAGAGGCAAUCAAGGUAACUUCCGCGAUCGUCAAAAUUAUAACAGACAAGGACAGGACUGGAACCGUCAAAAACGUGAUCAACGGAACCGUGACGAGAAUCGCAAUUACUAAAUUUUACUAGUAAAAAAGAAUAAACAACAUGUGUACAUUUUUACUCAAUUAAAAAAAUUUAGUAACUA